Messenger RNA from Vigna angularis (adzuki bean), 968 nucleotides. Its product is annotated as B-box zinc finger protein 21-like. Gene Ontology annotation, cellular component: nucleus. Gene Ontology annotation, biological process: regulation of DNA-templated transcription; photomorphogenesis. Bases 86 to 871 code for a protein of 261 amino acids. The transcript is spliced from 4 exons. Lineage: Eukaryota; Viridiplantae; Streptophyta; Magnoliopsida; Fabales; Fabaceae. The record is from RefSeq and is a predicted model, not a curated record. Gene Ontology annotation, molecular function: zinc ion binding.
GCCACUUUUCAUAACCAUUCACGCUUCCUUUAUUCUCCUUCUUCUCAAAACUUCAUUCUCACACAAAAAUCUUCAACUUUAAACCAUGAAGAUCCAAUGUGACGUCUGUGACAAACACGAUGCAUCCAUCUUUUGUACCGCCGAUGAAGCCGUCCUCUGCGACGGCUGCGACCACCGCAUCCACCACGCAAACAAACUAGCCUCCAAACACCAGCGUUUCUCUCUUCUUCGACCCAGACAACACCCUCUCUGCGAUGUUUGUCAGGAGAGAAGAGCCUUCACGUUCUGUCAGCAAGACAGGGCGAUUCUAUGCAGAGAGUGUGACGUGUCGAUUCACUCUGCGAAUGAACACACCCUUAAGCAUGAUAGGUUCCUUCUCACUGGUGUUAAACUUUCUGCUUCUUCUUCAUCGCAAGAAACCCCUUCUCCUUCAAACUCCGCCCCUGAUUCUCUUUUUGACCUUUCGCAUAAAAAAACAAUACCUUUAUCUUCCACCGUCAGUGAGCUUGGUGUUGAAGCGGCAGCUUCCAUCGGCGCUAGCAGCAUAUCGGAGUAUUUGAUAGAGACUCUUCCUGGGUGGCAGGUUGAAGACUUUCUCGAUUCGUAUUCUGUUCCCUUUGGUUUCUGGAAGGUCUGCACUUUCUUCUUUUUUCUCUUCUUUCAAUUGUUGAAAUCAAUUGAUUCAUCUAUUCUCUUAGUGAUGAAGUGUUGCCACGGUUUGAUGGUGACAUGGAAAAUGGGUACCUUUUCAAUAGAGAACUCAAACGAAAACAACAUCAAAGGUAGCAAAUCGAGGUUGAAGGAUGAUAAUUUCACUUUGCCACAGAUUAGUCCUCAGUCAAAUUCCAAGAGAGGAAGGUUUAUGUGGUAAAAACAAACAAGCAUCAAUUUCCAAUCUCAUGAGCAAGAACUAACAACCUCUUUCUUUUGAUUUGGUCUUAGGUUACUCUGUCAAUGUUUUUAAUUUA